AAAUACGGACGGUGGGCGGCCGGGCCUUCGCGCGUCUCAAAGAGGGAGCGCUAAGCCUCGUUCCCUUUUCCCACCCCGCACUGCUAGCAACGAAUUCUGUUCUGUUACCAGUUUUCUAGUCUUCUCUUACAGGCUGUUUUUGCGAAUUAUCUUUUCUUCUCCCCUUUCUCCAUCCUUUAACGAGCUGAAUCUCCUGCAAAUUCAUCAUGAUUCUCCAACAGCUCUUCAGGUUUUCUUACAUUUUCCGUUCAGCUGUCUCCAUCCACUUGCACAGAAACAUUGGCUUUUCUGCUGUUGUGUUCAAUAAGGCAAAGGAACUUGAUCCUGUGCAGAAACUCUUCUUGGACAAGAUUAGAGACUACAAUACAAAAAGCCAGAAAGCUGGUGGCCCUGUUGAUGCUGGCCCAGAAUAUCAGAAAGAUUUGAAUGAAGGAAUUGCUAAACUCCAACGAUUAUAUGGUGGUGGAGACUUAACCAAAUUUCCAGACUUCAAAUUUGAAGAACCCAAGUUUGAAGAAGAUCAGAAGUGAUGUGAAGGACGUGUCAACCCCAAGCAGCAGUGUCAGGUUGGAUGGGUUCCAUAGGUCUGCAGUUGUAACUUAAAUAAACAGUUCAUUGUUCAAA
This is a messenger RNA of Eublepharis macularius, 624 nucleotides long. RefSeq names its product ATP synthase peripheral stalk subunit F6 (gene ATP5PF). The transcript has 4 exons. NCBI's taxonomy places the organism in Eukaryota, Metazoa, Chordata, Lepidosauria, Squamata, Eublepharidae. Gene Ontology annotation, biological process: proton motive force-driven ATP synthesis. The record is from RefSeq and is a predicted model, not a curated record. Bases 207 to 530 code for a protein of 107 amino acids. Gene Ontology annotation, molecular function: proton transmembrane transporter activity.